AUGACCACACUCAGCCUAAAUAAAGUCAAUAAGACUUACUUUGACAAGCUUUUUGUGGCCAAAAACAACACGCAGUUGUCUGCGGCAAUUCGGGCCAAAGUGCUUCUUGUGGACCAGCACACUAUGCCUAUCAUUUCAAUGAGCUACACCCAGUCGCAGCUACUUCAACAAGACGUGGUCCUUAUCGAGAUGAUCGAGAACUUCCGUAAUCUAAGUCCCAUGAAACACCUCAAUUGUGUCAUUUAUGUCAAACCAACAAGAGAGCUGAUGAGCAAGGUGUGUGAGGAGCUUCUGAACCCUCACUAUAACCACUAUCAAGUUUUUUUUAAUAACUCGGUGAGCAAGAACGACAUAGAGAAACUUGCAGAAGCAGAUGAGCAGGAAGUGGUUAACCAGGUGAUUGAGCUUUAUCAGGACUACUCUGUCGCAAACGACAACUUGUAUACAUUGAGUAUUUCGGAGUCGUCUCUGAUCCCCAGACACACACAGACGAUCCAAGAAGCAACCAGUUUAGUGAGUCUUCUUUUGUCCUUGAAGAAGUGUCCCAUAGUUCGAUACGAGACAUCUUCCUUGGAGUCGAAACGUUUGGCAUCUGAGAUCUUGUACUAUAUCAACUCCAACCUGAACAAUAAUUUGUUUGACGAUCUUAAUAAAACUAGCGAUGUGCCACCUACAUUGCUUAUUCUAGACCGAAAGAGUGAUCCUAUUACCCCCUUGGUGUUACCGUGGACGUAUCAGUCAAUGAUUCACGAGUUGAUCGGAAUCAAUAGAAACAUGGUGGACCUCAAAGACUCUUCAGAACAGCUCACGCUCUCGGAAACACAGGAUAAGUUCUUUCAGGAGACGAUGUACAUGAACUAUGGUGACCUCACUGACAGAUUUCAAAAAUAUGUUGAUGAGUACAAGAAACAGACGAAACAGACGUCUAUUGAGAAUUUGAAAACGCAAGACCUUUCGGAGUUCAAAAGAAUUUUGACCAGAUUUCCAGAGUUUAAAAAGCUCUCCAACAACAUCCUCAAGCAUUUAAAUAUUAUCUCGGAGAUCGAUAAACAGAUCUCCGAGCAAAAUUUGUGGGCUGUGGGAGAAUUGCAACAGACCAUUGCAUGCGGCCUAGAAAACCACCAAAAUAUCAAGACAAAGUUGAUGGAUUUGAUUUCGGAUCACACUGUGUCGACGCAAAACAAAGUCAAAUUACUUAUGCUCUACGUUGCUAAGUUCCCGAAUCAUCAAUCUGACUUGGGUGGGAUGUUGGCAAAAUUGAACGAUCCAGUCACCACGAGUCCUCCACCAACUGUAACACAAACGCUAUUGAUCAAGCAAUUCAGUCGAUAUUUUGGAAGCAUUAAGAGGAUGUCCUCGCAAGAAAGCACUGACAACAACAGCAAUAUUGGCCAAAUAUUCAACAAGAACCGUAUCAAGAUCCAGCAGCUUUUUAACCCUAACAAUCAGAACUCACACCACAGCGUGCCCAAAACGGAUAACAUCUUCAUGCAAUACAUCCCGAAACUCAAUGAUGUCUUGACCCAUAUAACGAGUCCCCCUUCGCAAAAUAGACAAGGUCAGCAACCUCAGUCACAAGAUCACAUAGACUUGACUUCCGUGGUGCCGGAUGUGGUAAGCAAGCAGUAUGGUGAAGUUACUGGUCAGGCUGCGCAAGAAGUAAUCAUUUACUUUAAAGGAGGUGCUACGUACGAGGAAGCUCGUUUAGUACACGAGCUUAGCCAAGUGAACAACCGAGUGAAGUAUAUUAUUGGUGGUGACGGGAUACUUAACAGUAGCCAAUGGCUAGAAAAAAUGAGUGAUAUCGUCAACGGGUACAAUGAGCCUGCUGGAGGAUCAGCAGCGGCGGGGGCGGCCCAACAGGAUCGGAGAAGCCAGCUUCGUGAGAUCUUAUAA
Messenger RNA from Candidozyma auris, 1896 nucleotides. RefSeq lists its product as uncharacterized. Lineage: Eukaryota; Fungi; Ascomycota; Pichiomycetes; Serinales; Metschnikowiaceae. Gene Ontology annotation, biological process: intracellular protein transport; vesicle-mediated transport. The coding region runs from base 1 to 1896 and encodes 631 amino acids. The transcript has a single exon. The record is from RefSeq and is a predicted model, not a curated record. Gene Ontology annotation, cellular component: Golgi membrane.